GACAGGGUGGAGCCGCCGGAGAGCCCUGCAGCCCCGGGGCCGGGGCCAGGGCCGGCCAGGCUGCUCCCCGCAGCGGGCAGCGCCCGAGCGGCAGAGCCCGGGGCCGGGAGCGGGGCCACGGCUGCCGCCCGCGGGCCCACGCGUGCCGGGGAUCCGCCGCCCGCCCUCGCUGCUGCCGGGCUCUAUGUGGCCAUGGAGAAGUUGUACUUCGUGGGGAGCAGCGUGUGGACGAUCAACAGCUCCCUGGGGAACGGCAGCCUCCGCCUGGAGAACCAGACCUCCGGGAGGAACAGCACCACGGACCCCCUGAAGAGGAACGAGGACAUGGCCAAGGUGGAGGUGACGGUCCUCUGCCUCAUCCUCUUCCUCGCCCUGACCGGCAACCUGUGCGUGCUGCUGGCCAUCCACACCACCCGGCAGAAGCACUCCCGCAUGUACUUCUUCAUGAAGCACUUGAGCAUCGCUGACCUGGUCGUGGCCAUCUUCCAGGUGCUGCCCCAGCUCAUCUGGGACAUCACCUUCAGGUUUUACGGGCCAGAUUUCCUCUGCCGGUUGAUCAAGUACUUGCAGGUAGUGGGGAUGUUUGCUUCCACAUACAUGCUCUUGCUGAUGUCCCUGGACCGGUGCUUGGCCAUCUGUCAGCCGCUGAGGUCUCUGCACAGGAGAGCAGACCGGGUCUCUGUCCUCCUCACCUGGCUGCUGUGCCUGCUGGUCAGCAUCCCUCAGAUCCACAUAUUUUCUCUGAGGGAUGUGGGGAAUGGGGUUUACGACUGUUGGGCAGAUUUCAUCCAGCCCUGGGGACCUAAAGCCUAUGUCACCUGGAUAACCCUCAUGGUCUACAUCAUCCCUGUGUUGAUGCUGAGCAUCUGCUAUGGCUUAAUCAGCUUCAAAAUCUGGCAGAACGUGAAGCUUAAGACAGCUCAAGGGUCCAACAUGGGUCUGAGCUCCAGUUCCCACAGCGGGAUGGUGUUUGCCAGGGUCAGCAGCACCAGGCUCAUCUCCAAAGCCAAGAUCCGGACAGUCAAAAUGACCUUCAUCAUAGUGUUAGCGUUCAUAGUGUGCUGGACUCCCUUUUUCAUUGUGCAGAUGUGGUCUGUGUGGGACACGAAUGCUCCGCAGGAAGCCUCCCCCUUCAUCAUCGCCAUGCUCCUGGCCAGCCUCAACAGCUGCUGCAACCCCUGGAUCUACAUGCUGUACACGGGGCACCUCUUCCACGACCUGAUACGGCGCUUCCUCUGCUGCUCCACGCGGUACCUGAAGUCCCGGCCGGCGUGCGACCUGAGCGUCAGCAAGAAGAGCAACUCCUCCUCCUUCGUCCUCAGCUGCAAGAGCACGAGCCAGAGGAGCUUCACGCAGCCGACCACGGCGUGAGGGCAUCGCCGGCCGGGACCUUGCGCUGUCUCCAGCGCUUCCCUGGGGAAGGCUGGGAUUCGGACAAGCAAGGCGGGCUCUAUAUAAAUAGGUGUAUAUACAUCUGUGCGCGUGUAAGCAUGUACAGCGGUCAUUAUUUAAUGAGGUGGGAGGGAGGGGAGGACUUCUGUGGGCCAAGCUUCAGCGCUGCCUGGAACUGGGCACCAGGAACCUGCUUCUGAGCCCCCAAACUGCCCUCGGUGGUUUUGAAGCACCGCUGGGAGGGACAGGUUUUGCCCCGGGUGCUGCCGUGCUCCUGGGGCAGGUGUGCUACGUCCCCGGCGGGUGCAAGGGGCUGGAGCACAGGGCGAGAGGUGCCACCCUGGGCACGUGGGCAUCGGGCACUGGCCCCAUCUCUGCCCGCAGCAGGAAUUCCGCAGGAUACCAGCACCUGGCUGGCGUGGAGCAUGGGCACCGCGCUCUCAAUAUGCUGGGAAGUGCUGUGGGGCAGAGGGAGCCCCAUCCCCUCAUCCCCCCUGCAUCCCCUCAUCCCCAUAUCCCCGCAUCCCUGUAUCCCUGCAUCCCCACAUCCCUGCAUAUCCCCUCAUCCCUGCAUCCCCUCAUCCCCAUAUCCUCG
Molecule: messenger RNA, 1987 nt
Organism: Tyto alba (common barn owl)
Lineage: Eukaryota; Metazoa; Chordata; Aves; Strigiformes; Tytonidae
Product: mesotocin receptor
Exons: 2
Coding region: 193-1371 (392 amino acids)
Biological process (GO): regulation of systemic arterial blood pressure by vasopressin; positive regulation of vasoconstriction; maternal process involved in parturition
Cellular component (GO): membrane
Molecular function (GO): vasopressin receptor activity; peptide binding; oxytocin receptor activity
Source: RefSeq, a predicted model, not a curated record